AGCGUGUCCAUUUGCCCAUUUAUCCCUCUCGCACGUCACACGACGUUGACGUUUUGAAGUGUACCCUUUUCUCCCGACGGCUAGUAAACCUCUCUAUAUCCUAGAGCACAAAACAACUUCCCUUAUUUUCCUUCUUAUUAUACCAUACAUACAUCCCCUCAAUUUCUACUUCAUUUAUUUGCUUCAAAUAACUGAAUACUGCUAUUUAUUCAUCAUAAUAGGCGAAAACAGUGAAAGUGAGCAAUGUCUCUCUGGGUGCAUCGGAGCAAGAUAUCAAGGAGUUCUUUUCAUUCUCUGGGGAUAUUGACUAUGUUGAGAUGAUGAGUGAGAAUGAGCGAUCUCAAAUUGCGUAUGUCACAUUCAAGGAUCCCCAGGGUGCAGAAACUGCUGUUCUUCUUUCUGGAGCAACAAUUGUUGAUCAGUCUGUCACAAUAGCCCUUGAACCUGACUACGAGCUGCCUCCUUCAGCUCCAGUGCCAAUCAAGGAAACCGAGAUUGCUAAUGCAGCUGGUGGUGGAUCUGCUAUUCAAAAGGCAGAAGAUGUUGUGAGCAGCAUGUUGGCAAAAGGCUUCAUCUUGGGCAAGGAUGCAGUUAACAAAGCCAAAACAUUUGAUGAGAAACACCAGUUCAUAUCCACUGCCUCAGCCAAAGUUGCUUCUUUAGACCAAAAAAUUGGCCUCAGUGAGAAAAUCAAUAUGGGAGCAACAGUCUUGAAUGACAAAGCGAAAGAAAUGGACCAGAAAUUCCAAGUUACUGAAAAAACAAAAUCAGCUUUUGCAGCUGCUGAGCAGACAGUUAGCAACGCUGGAUCUGCCAUCAUGAAGAACAGAUAUAUUUUGACAGGGACAUCUUGGGUUACUGGUGCUUUCAAUAAGGUCACCAAGGCUGCAGGGGAAGUGGGCCAGAAGACGAAGGAAAAGAUGACAGAAGAGGAACAGGCAAGAAAUUCAGCAGCAGGUUAUGUGCCUAUACAUGCUUUUACAGAGUCCCCAAAACCGUCGAAGACCGAGGAACCCACCAAGCCAUCUUCACCUAAGGGUCUAAUUCUCUAAGCUUAUGCAAAAAUAUUUGAUAAAACUAUUUGCUAUUCCGCUUGUCUGAUCUUUUAGCUGGUCAUUGCGUUAUGGUUAGAUACUUAGAUAUGCUAGUUAUAUGAAAAACGUCCUUGUAAGUUUGAUGCAUAGAACAAUAGUUGCUGGACCAUUGAGUUCUUGUCAAAUUCUCGUCUUUGUCAAAUAUUUGCCUUUGGGUUGGUAA
Molecule: messenger RNA, 1257 nt
Organism: Lycium ferocissimum
Lineage: Eukaryota; Viridiplantae; Streptophyta; Magnoliopsida; Solanales; Solanaceae
Product: binding partner of ACD11 1
Exons: 5
Coding region: 318-1052 (244 amino acids)
Molecular function (GO): RNA binding
Source: RefSeq, a predicted model, not a curated record